AUGAAACAAGAAGGAAAGCCGAAAGCGGAUAUUCAACAGAAAAUUUUUGAUUACUACGAGAAAUUGACGGGUGACGGAAAGAAAGAAGCUGAUGAGAAACUUCGUGCAGGUUGUCGUGAAUUAUUGAAGGAAAUCGUUGGUGAUGAGAAGAUGAAGGAAUUGAAACAGAUGAAUGAUUCAGGAGUUAGUCUGGAAGAACUGAAAGCGAAGGUCGAUGAUUUGUUGGAGCGUGUCACUGACGAAGACAAGAAGCGAAAAAUUCAUGAAUACGGUCCUGCAUGCCGCAAAGUCUACGAAAUGGCUAUGGUGCGGAGUAAGCGAAAUCAAAUGAAUGGUGAUUUAAAGUAUCACAGUGGUUUUUACUUGCAAUGGCUUAGUGACGAAGAGAGGGACGAAAUUCAAAAAAUAGUAGGAGAAAGCAGAUCAAGAGUCGAUAUACUGAAGGGAAUCUUUUUUUACUAUCAGAAUCUUCAUGGAGAAGAGAAAGAAAGAGCUGGAGAACGUCUGAAGUUAAGUUGUGAAGAGAUUGUUCGGAGUUUAGUCGAAGAAAAUCAAUUAAAUGAAUUACAGGCAUUAGAAGAUGAUGGCUCUUCAAUGAGCGAAAUGAUGAAAAUGUUGUCAGCUACUGCGGAUAAAUCAAAGUUCAUACAAAUUAGGACAUAUCAAACUGCUUGUCACAGAAUCUUCAGCUCGAAACAGCUUGUAAGAAGAAAACGCGAAUACAAAGAUCAUUCUUUAGAUAAUUAUCUUCAGAAGAAUUUAAAAUGGCUUUCGGUGGAGCAGAAAGAAGAAUUGAGGAAAAUGAAGAAAGAUGGUAAAUCGAGGACUGAUAUGAUUACUAAAGUGUUUAAUUAUUACGAUGAUUUAUUCGGCGAAGCAAAGCAGCGUGUCACUGAAAUAUUGUACGAUGGCUGUCGACAAAUUUUAAAAAACGUUAUCGGUGAUGACCAAUACAACGAGUUGGCAAAAAUGAAGGAAUCGGGCGCAAAUAUCAAUGAUUUAAAAAUAAAAGCUGAUGCAAUGUUAAGUGAAGUAGUAGAUAAGGAGAAAAAAGAGAAAAUUAAAAAUUAUGGAUCCGGUUGCAGGAAAGUAUUUAUGAGAAUAAAUAAUAAACAUUCAUUGGAGGAGCACUUCAAGACAGACUUAAAGUGGCUCACGAAAGAACAGAAGGAUGAGGUGCUGAAGAUGGAGGUUGAAAACAAAUCAAGAGCAGAUAUUCAAGGGAAGAUAUUACAUUUCUAUGAAGAUUUAAACGAGGAAGCAAAAAAAGAAGCAGCUGAAUUCCUUAACGGUGCAUGUUACGAUAUCACUGUGCACGUUUUUGGUGAUGAAAAAGCAGAAGAACUGAAGAAAGUGAGAGAAUCGACUGGUGUUAGUGAUGAGAUUCGACGCAAAAUGGAUGGAAUGAUUGAUGAAAUUGAGGAUGAAGACAAAAGAGCAAAAGCACAAGAAUAUGGCCCAAUUUGCCAAAAUAUUUUUCUUCAUUAUCAACGCAAACAUCGUGAACAUUCACUGCCACGUUAUUUUCGCACGCAUUUGAAAUGGCUUUCUGAGACGCAAAAGGAUGAAAUCGAGAAAAUGAAAGCUGUCGGGAAAAGUCGUGAAGAAAUUCAAUCCAAAAUUUUUGAAUUUUUUGAAAGUGCCAGCGGAGAAACGAAAAAACUUGCCACAGAUUCACUACUAGAAGGUUGCAAUGAAUUACUCAAAAUGAUUGGCGGCGAAAAAAAAGCACAUGAACUGCACGCUAUGGUACAAAGCGAUUUGGCUGCAGAGAAGAUCGAAGAGAAAAUUAUUUCAAUAAUCGAUUCUGUAAAUAAUCAAUCGGAAAAAGCUCAUGCUAAAGUUUACUUAACACCUUGCAUACAACUCUACAAUAUUCGUAUGAAUAGACAAAAGCGAGGAGUAUCAUCAUCGGUGGAUCAAGAUGACCAAGUUGUCAAAUUCCUUAGAAAAGCUGAGCAACCAAUACAAUGGAAAUCAGCAGAAGUUAUCAGACUACUGGAACCAAAUGUAAAACCGAUAAUUCGACGGAUGGAACCUCAGAAUUUCGAAUCAGAUGAAAGAGAAGACGUGAUGUUGGUUAUUCCGGUUGAGAGAUAUACGGAAGAAGGAAGAGAUGUAAAAUGGGAACAAAUUGGAAAUUUAAAUAUGUGGAAAUGGUUAACUAUAGAACAGGUUUACAUGCUGAAUAAGCUGUAUAAAACAACGGAUGAUGUAGCGUUGGUAUUAGAAAAAACAUACGCUCAACUACUUAUGACUGAUGGCGGAUUACGAGAGAUGGCAGUACAAAGCUUUCGAGAAACAUGUAAAGAGUUAUUACGAACAAUAUUAGGCGAUCGAAAUUAUGAAUUAAUUGCCGAUUUAUAUAACUUGGGUCGAACAGGAGAAGAAAUUAAGGAAAAGUUGAAUCAAUUUUAUGUGCAACUGAGUGAAAUGAAUAAAAAGUAUGCUGACAUGAUUGCUCCAACUUGCAUGUUAGUUUAUAAUAUUCGUCAAUCACCGUUAAUGCGAUUUCCGAGAAAAAUCAAUGAAGAUAAAUUAUUCGUCAAACAAAUUCACUGGUUUAAUAGAGAACAAGAAACCGAAAUUGAAACAAUGUUAGCAGAAGGAGCAAGAAAUGAAAAUCUUUUGGCAAAAAUUUUAGAAUACUAUGAAAAUCUCGAUUCGUUAAGCCAAGAAAAAGUAUCCGAAGAAUUAAAACAGCUUUGUCAAAAUCGAAUGAAGCAACUUUUCGGAACUGACGCUGUUGAAGUACUCAAAUCCAUGAACAAAGAGUUAACAUUCGCGGAACUGUUAGUGAAUAAAUUUACUCAACUGAUAAGCAAUUUAACAAAUGAAAACCAACGUAACGAAGCGGAUCAAUUAGGCAUAUUUUGUCAGAAGAUAUACGCUACUGAAAGUUUCGAUCUUAGUGAAUUAACGUCAUGGCUAUCUCCGGAUCAGAAAAAUGAACUUAGCAACUUGAUUCAAGAUCAUGAUAUAAGUGAUGAUGCUGUUUACGCACGUAUUUUUGAAUUUUAUGAAAAAGCUGAACAUAAGAAGAAAAUGGAUGCAAAAAGAAUUAUCGAAUCCGGAUGUAAACAAUUUGUUCGCCGGAUGUUUGGCACUAAAAUUGCUGCUAAAUUGGAAGAACAUCGAUUGGACAGUAACUUUACAGCUCAAAUGCUUAGUGCUGAACUGGCAACAUAUGCUGCUGAAAUAAAGGAUAAGAAAAACCGAAUAAAAGCCGAAAAAUCCAUUCCAAUUUGCAAUUGGAUUUAUUUUGGCUAUAAAGGCGAUUGUUUUUGCAAUGGUCAUUCGUUCAUUUGUGGUCCGUUCACUCACGAAUGCCUGAAUUGCGCUGACAAUACAUUUGGAGUACAAUGCGAAAAAUGUUUAGAUGGAUUCGACGGGAGCGCUUUAAUGGACGGAAUAGGUUGUAUGCCAAUUGAGAAAAGCAACGAAUUCACCGAAUGUAUGUGCAACAAACAUUCCACAGAGUGCAAUGAAAAUGGCGAAUGUUUAUCCUGCUUGCAUAACACAACUGGAAGUCAAUGUGAGAAUUGCGCAGAAGGUUUUUAUGGUUAUGCAACACAAGGCACAGCAGAGGACUGUAUUCCAUGUCCAUGCCCAGAUGGCGGAGACUGCUUUAUAAAUGGCGAUGCACUGAUAGAAUGUCGCACUUGCUCCAAUGGAACGUAUGGUAGCAGGUGCGAAUUACAGUUACAACCAGAAACAGCAGCAGGAAUUCGUGAAAUUAUUAUGUAA
Molecule: messenger RNA, 3747 nt
Organism: Acanthocheilonema viteae
Lineage: Eukaryota; Metazoa; Nematoda; Chromadorea; Rhabditida; Onchocercidae
Source: the annotation of a GenBank genome assembly